This is a messenger RNA of Lasiosphaeria miniovina, 826 nucleotides long. RefSeq lists its product as uncharacterized. The transcript is spliced from 6 exons. The annotation marks the transcript as partial. NCBI's taxonomy places the organism in Eukaryota, Fungi, Ascomycota, Sordariomycetes, Sordariales, Lasiosphaeriaceae. The record is from RefSeq and is a predicted model, not a curated record.
AUGUGGCACUACAAGUCAAGGCGUGAGACAAUUCAAAACGUGGCAAACCCCACAUCCCAAAUUCUACGAGACUUUAGAGAAAAGGAAACCAAGGCAAUUGAGACGCCUCGUCGUAGAGGCGGGCAGUCUUCAAUCCAUUCCGUGUUUAUCGACGGGCAGUCUUCAAUCCAUUCCGUGUUUAUCGACGAGGACGCCGGUAAACGCUUCAUCGACUCUCACUCUCGGUCGCGGCACAUUCGUGACUCUCCGCUCCACCAGCAACCGUAUCAGCUGCAGCGGGCGAAUCGAGAGACACAGCAACUCUCCGCAGACGAGGAAAUUGACUCGAAAUGGACCGACGUGCUCCCUCUUGGCUCCCAGGCCAGCUCCCAGGCCAGCUCCGGCGGUUUGUUUCUCGAGGCCUCUCGCCUCAAUCACUCCUGCAGGCACAACUCGCAGAAGACAUGUGCCGUGGUCGGGACUGCCGAAUUCUGAUUGCUCAGCGUUCCCUGCUGGAUCCACCAAGGCUAGCCAAUCAGAUUCCGCGCUACCCUUGGCCUGUUUCUAACAGCUUCCCCCUCAUUGCGAUAUCUGCCUGGCUGUAAGGAAAGAGCACCCCAGAGCCCGUGGCCCACCUGUGCGCACGCACCACCCUACAAGCCAGAAGGAUCCACACUGUGGUGCAGCCACAGUCACAAGGAGCCUGUCACGGCAGGGUCCAGAAACCCCUCAUUGGAUGUAUCGGAUUUAGGCGGGGGUCAGUGUGAGUGAAGGCAGGUACGCCUGAUCAAGGUGGUCACAAUGAAGGUACUGGAGCGAGCGAGCAAUGAUCCGCGCGAGGUUAUCU